UUGGCUGUCUAAUAAUGAGGCUGCUGCAGGCUUCAGCAACAAAAUUUUUCUUCGCCUCCAGGAAAAGGUGGAGCGGGGAGAACAGGCUUACUGCUACUGUGCCUUGAUGGUACAACACAUGUCCCUGCAGAGGCAGCAGGAGUGGGAUCCACAGACCCAGCGCCAGACAGGGUUUGUUGACUUGGGAGCAGGUGUUCUUGAUGCUGAUGAAGCUCCGCUGGCCUCAGAAGCCAUAAUCCUCAUGGCAGUUGGCAUCUCAAGUCCCUGGACAGCUCCACUUGGCUACUUCUUUGUGAACAGCAUGACUGGCCACUUACUUGCACAGCUUCUUCGUCACACCAUCCAUAAGCUGAACAACGUUGGCAUCACGGUGCUAGCUGUGACGGCCGGUGCCACCGCCUGCGGCGCCGAGACCGCCAGAGCUCUGGGGAUCAGGAUGGACCCUGAAAGGAUUCAGUGCACUUUCCAGCAUCCACCUGGCUCUGCUCACACCAUCAUGUACUUCUUUGACGUUUGCCACGCGCUCCAGCUGAUCAGGAGACAGAAGAUAGAGUGGCUCAGUGACACUGUGCAGUGGCAGCAUGUGGUGGAGCUGGCCACUUUGCGGGAGCAGAGGGUAUUAGAACCAUGCAGUCCCAAGUCAGGCAGACUUGGAAGUAAGGAGAUUUACCACCUGAAGGUCAACCUUGCUACCCCUUUGUUCAGCGAGGGCGUUGCUGAUGCAUUGGAACACCUCCAGAAGCUGGGCCUAGCCUCUUUCCAGAACUGCAGUGGUACUGCCAAGUUCGUGCGUUUGAUGAGCUCUCUGUGCGACGUGUUUCAUGGCAGAGGUUCCUAUAGAAGGGGACUGAAGUGGCCUUUGCUAGCUGGAAAUUACACCAAAAUAAGCCACCUCUUUAAUGAGGCCAAGAGCUGCUUUGUCACCUUCACAGACUCUAUGGGGAGACACAUUAUUAAGAGCAAACGCAAACUAGGAUUUUUGAGUUUCUUACUCAAUGCCGAAAGCCUCAAGUGGCUUUACACCAAUUACAUGUGUUCAGAAGGUGCCUCUUCCCGCCACCUCCUGACCUGUGCCUUCAGCCUCGACCCCCUGGAGCUGUUCCUUGAGGCUCUCCGGGAAGCCUGUGGCAGCAGUGGGAGCCCCACCUGCUCUGUGUUCCAGGCCGCUUACCACAAACUGCUGGCCAGCUGCAGCCUGGCACCGGGCUCACCACGCAGCGGUGCCUCGGGCAACACGAGUUCCUUGGACGCGUCCCUGUCCCGCAGGAGAGACCUGACCCUCGGCAGCAUUCGUGCUCAGUAUCGCCCAGCUGGUGGGAGGACGCUGGCAGCAGAGUGCCCCUGCUGUGCAGGCCUUCUUCUGCAUGGCUGUGAGCUGAGUAACGCGCUGACGGACCUGUCCCUGCGCGCACGGAGCGUCACCCGCGCCACGGGCAUCGUGGCUGAGCAGCUGGCCUCUGGCUGCCCCUGUGAGCCUUGUCUUGCCUCGCUCUUCGAGCCGGAGGAGAGCGGGCCAAGGUGCGGGUCGGUGCUCUACGUAAGGAAGUUGGGUGGAGUGAGCCUGCCCUCGGCGAGCCUGUACCGCGUAACAAGCCUUUUGGAGCAAGUUCUGAACCGGUAUAGCAAAGUAGGAGGUGGCAACAAAGAAAGCAAGCUAUGGCGUUUGUCUCUAGAACGGGAAGUCUUCCAGGAGCUUCUGGGAGAAAGGCCCCUCUUCCCCACCCUUACGAACCAUUUAUUUGACGGGGAGUUGAGCGUCAACAAUCACUACACAGCCUUA
Messenger RNA from Merops nubicus (carmine bee-eater), 1780 nucleotides. It is a transcript of the gene THAP9, whose product is annotated as THAP domain containing 9. The record is from RefSeq and is a predicted model, not a curated record. Lineage: Eukaryota; Metazoa; Chordata; Aves; Coraciiformes; Meropidae.